AUAAGUUAUAAAUAAUGUUGCUGCUAUUUUUAUUAUUAGUUCUGCACUACGAUUUGUCAUUUUGUCAGCGGUUUCAUGAAGCGGGACUCGACAGCAAUUGGUAUCAGACGAAGCAACACACACUAGACAAAUACAGGCAGAACAUAUUCUACAUGAAUAAGAAACAUAAGAAGAUCAACAACUUCAGAGUGGAUGACGGUGGACCUACACACACGGACUUUUUAAACUCAAUGACGGAAAUAUGGCUGAAUACCACUCCAAGGAUAGAGCAGAUUAAUCAUGUUGCCGUUCCAAGUUCCAAGGAUGUCUUUUUCUCGAUGAAACCUGCCACAGAAGUUCCACAGUUUCCAUUCCCUCCUGUUACUAGAACAGAAAAGAACCCUUACCUUCAACCUCACGCUGAUACUGUAGAAACUCUUCCAUCUCUUCCAUAUCCUAGUUUAGAUCCCCCUCUUCAAUCUCCAGCAACAACACUACAGCCAGAAUACACUCCUUCUCCAACUAGACCGACGCCAAAAGAUCCCUCUUUCAAUUCUCCUGCUCAAAUUCCAAGGUCUUCAACUGAUCCAGGUUAUAAUCCAUUAGAAACGGAAGGUACCACUCCUGAAGCAGUAGUUUAUAAACUGUACCAGACUCACCCAUCAGAUGUCAAUAUUGUGAUGGAAGAGAUGGCUAAAUAUCAGACUCCUACUAAUUAUAUUCCACCAACUGUAACUAACAACCUUGAUUUCACUGGUGAGUCAUCAGUUUGUCAUCAUCAUCAAAACUUACGUGGGACAUACUAA
This is a messenger RNA of Spodoptera littoralis (African cotton leafworm), 785 nucleotides long. The record is from the annotation of a GenBank genome assembly. NCBI's taxonomy places the organism in Eukaryota, Metazoa, Arthropoda, Insecta, Lepidoptera, Noctuidae.